AUGUACAGCGACAGUGAUAUCGACGGCUAUGUCUCAGAGGUGUUUAGCGAAAGCAGCGACCUGCUCACCAAUUCGGAGCAGGCGAGCCUCCUACUGGAGAAACACGAGCAAGCGAUUAGCACCUUGGUUAGUGGCUACGCCUGCGUCUUCGAAGCCAGUGACGGCUUCUUUCGCACACAGUUCGGAAGCCACUUCCUCUCCCCGGAUGCUGAAGACCAAGCCAUGGCGGCUGUCUGCUCCUGCCGACUGAGUGCUACCGAUGUGGCGGAGUUGCUCCACGUACCUGCAGAGGAACAAAUCGCCGACAACCUUCGAAACAACGGUGACGCCUCUCCGUCAUGUGCAGCGAUGCCAAGCGACCAUUCCUUAACGGCGACCAACUUGCAGAUGUCAGAAUCCCUUGAAGCCUGGGUCGAGGAGGGCAAAUCGUCUCCUGCCUCGCGUUUUCUGUGUGCUAACCGCGAGUCGUGUAUUCUAAUUCCGGUCGACAAGGCACUAAAUCGCGCUAUGCUGUGCUCCGCUCACCAGGAGUUGUUCGUCGGGACGAAGGGUGUGGGUGGUGAGGGGCUCGAUAUCGUUCCCGGGUACGACCAUAGUGAGGCUAUUGGGUGGGCGCUGCCGCUCUCCACCGAUCCUGCCGUGCUUGACGUUCUGAAAAGUUUACACCCCGGCUGGCGUGGUGCAACGCCGUCCGACGUGAGGUUUUGGACGAAGAGUCAGAGUAAAACUGGGUCCACAUGUAUCGCCAAUAAGGUCCAACCAAAGCCCUCGCGACGAACGUGGACGCGCGGCGCAGCAAUGCUCAUGCUCAGCAAGGAGCGUCUCCUCGCCCGCAUUGCUGCAGCUGGUGACUGGUCAAACAUUACUUUUGUUGCUGUGGAUACUGAGGCGUACGCUGUGAUGGAGCAUAGCGUGCCACUUCCGGCCGAGUACGCGUUUCUGCCCAUUCACAGCACACACGCAUCGACUAGCUCCGCUGUCCUGUCGCCGCUUCACUUCUUUUGCCACCCUGGUAAUGUCGAGGCGGAGAAUGAGGAAAACGUCCUGUACAACUGCCUUAACACACACCUAAUUCCGUACCACAGCGCCACAUUUCUUACGGACAACUUCUACGACAAGGCUGUCCUGGUGGAUCGCCAGUUCGUGCGCAAUCCCAGUGUGAUUCUCAUCAGCAAAGGUGCCCCUUCGAGUCCGACGCUGAUGGACAUGCAGGCUUUGCGGUGGCUUUACGCAGCCGCUGCGUUGCAGUGGCACAACGGCCACACUUUUACCGCGCUCGAAGAGAAAGGGGCGCUGGAGGUAGGGAACUGGAUACCGAGUGCAGAGGACAUCUACUGCUUUGAUAUAAGCGUACUGGAGGCUGUCGCUCUCGAACGCGGCGGCAUUGCAGAUUCACAGGGAACCCCUUCCCUUACCCACCGGCCCAACAGAGGCGCUCGAAGAGAAGAGAAUGGGUACUGCUGGUAUCACUCAGUGGUGAACGAGUGUGACCUAAUUGAAGGUGACGUGCACUGUGCCAUGCACGAUGCCUACACACUUGCUGGGCGCAUUAAAGCAGUUCUGCCUGCAUGA
Molecule: messenger RNA, 1572 nt
Organism: Leishmania braziliensis MHOM/BR/75/M2904
Lineage: Eukaryota; Euglenozoa; Kinetoplastea; Trypanosomatida; Trypanosomatidae
Exons: 1
Coding region: 1-1572 (523 amino acids)
Source: RefSeq, a predicted model, not a curated record